AUGACAUGCGACGUGACAAACAUGAAAAUCAACAUAAACAUCAACAUCAACGAAGAUAUCAACUACAGAGUGAAAAACAAACAUAUUUCCGACAGCGUAUCAUACACAUUGAUACCUCCACCACGGAUCAUGAGAAGUUCACGCUCUUCCCCACAAUCUGCGGGCUUCAAUUCGAAUUCAAACAUGGACAUAACAGAAGAAAUUCUUAGUCCUCAAGACGCGGCUGGCAUAGAAUUGGACAAUGAAAUAGCUUCACUACAGGAGCAAAUCACCUCAUUAAAAGAUCAACGCCGCCUUCAAACAGCUACUAUCCUUUCCUCUCAAGCUUCAAAAUCCAUUUUGUCGAAUUUGCGAAAGUCUUCCUCUAAAACGAAACCUGCCCAAUUUACUACUCCUAUAGACUCCGAUCCACUGCUUGCGACUUCCGCGGCUCAAAUAACUCAUAAUCUUGAGAAUCUAUAUCGCGCAUGCGCAUCAAUCACAUCCUUCCAAAUUCAAGAUCCGGACCCGAAUGCUGUAGACAAUGGGCAUGUGUUGGGACUUCGAAUUGAAGCCAGCAGUGCUGGGAAGUUUGUUCGACCUUAUUAUAUAAUGUUAAACAAGCCAUAUCCAGGAUUAACAGCACUAAGAAUACAUCGACACACAGUGCCUCCAUGUAUCCCUUUGGCUAGCUUGGCCGCGAAAUAUUUGCCUGCUCCUAAAGUCGCUGAGGGGGUCGUCAAAGAGAAACGACAAGAUUUGACUGCAUUUGUACGGAAAUUACGACGAGAGAUUACAGGUUAUCAUUUACGUAUCGCAUCCAUUAAACAUUUACGAAAAGGGUUCUCUUUGGAUGAGGAAUUAAGCAGGAAAGGGAAAGAAAAGGAGCGAGAGAUAGCAGAUAUCAGUGCUGCUGAUGCGGAAGCAAAGCAAGUGAGGAUUGAGUGGAUAGAUGGAAAGGUUGGUAGAUGCGUUGUAGGGAUGAAUGGGGAAGUCGUCAAAUGUGUCAUAAUCGGAGAGGAUGGGCGUGAUCGUGAGACGGAAAGAAGGGUAAUGGGCGGAGAUAAAAGAAUGGAGGGAAUCGCUGACAGAUUGAUGGAGGGUAUGUAUUGAGAGUUUUGAUUUGAGGUUGGGGCUGGGGUUUGAGGAGUUGAUUGUUUAUUGUUUAUUGUUUACAAAUACCCCCGGGAACUUAGGCGGCUCUGCACCACGGCACCUAUCAAUUUUUAUCGCAGUUGCUUCUUUCGACCAAGAUUAAUACGAUCUAUCGCGUCAAUGAAGUAUAUAUCCCUGAGCUGGAACGUAAGGUACUCACUGAGUGAUAGUGGUACGGGCUUGGAGGCCAGCCGACUUACUCCAAGCACCAGAUACCAUGAAGAUAAUUCAGUGAAAUAACAGGGCUCUCUUAGAGAUUCUAGAAGGCGCUCUAUAACACACUAUUAGCGAAGUUUCGGCUGGCCUAACUUAAAAAAAAUUGACUAUUCUUGAUGUGAGCCAGACUUGAACUUUGAUGAUGCGCACAUAGUU
Botrytis porri is the source of this 1506-nucleotide messenger RNA. RefSeq lists its product as uncharacterized. The record is from RefSeq and is a predicted model, not a curated record. The transcript has 2 exons. The coding region runs from base 1 to 1092 and encodes 363 amino acids. NCBI's taxonomy places the organism in Eukaryota, Fungi, Ascomycota, Leotiomycetes, Helotiales, Sclerotiniaceae. Gene Ontology annotation, cellular component: kinetochore; Mis6-Sim4 complex.